Messenger RNA from Salvia hispanica, 1222 nucleotides. RefSeq lists its product as uncharacterized. Lineage: Eukaryota; Viridiplantae; Streptophyta; Magnoliopsida; Lamiales; Lamiaceae. The record is from RefSeq and is a predicted model, not a curated record.
UUGACAACACAACAUCUGGUGCACCCCUUCCCAAAAAGAAAACUCAUCUCAAACAGAAGGGACAAAAAAAAAAACUCUCACAUACUACAUGGUAUACAUGUAAAUGGAGAGCAAAGAGAGAGCUAAUUGAGCUUUGUAAAAUACUCCUUGUUGUAUUGUGUUUUAGAUUGGAUGUACUCUGCAAACUAAGCUCAUCCGUAGAUGCGUGAUCUAUGUUCAAUGAUGAGGAGCCAAUUGCCUUCAAGAAGAUGCAUGGUUUUUCCACAGUUGAUGGCUUUGUGGAGAUAAACAAAAAUUUGACAGACAUGAUCAAAUUUGUGGCAAAUGAGCCCUCUGUGGGGCUUUACUAUAUCCAGCAUCAUACUCAGAAGGUAACCCCCAACCUUCUCGAUCUCAAGAACAAAGUCACUGAAAAAUCACGCGAGACUGCUUUGCAUACGGAAGAUCUCGACGAUUCCAUGUCAAUGUUGAGGUCGAUGAAGGAAUGUGGGGUCGCGGUUGCAGAUGAAAUGCUUAGAGAUAUAAAAAAGUCCCUUUCCAUCAUAUCAGCGAAGCAGCCAAAAAGGGGAGUUAUGUACAGUACCAGCACCAGUUUUCUUCCAAGAACGAGUUCCUGGUCUCCGGCCUCUUGGGGUCGUAAUGCAGUUUUCCCACAGCAGGAUGGUGAUAGGAGCCCCGGUUACCUGUCUAGUGCUUUUAAGUCAGUCACACAGCGAGCUCAGAGCUUCAACCGGUCUCAGACGGGCUCUGAGGAAGCGUUUGAGUCUAGCAACGAGAAGCUUCCUUAUGAUUUUAGUCCUGCAGCCGCGAGCACAUCAGGUAGUAGUCCUUCUGCAACGGUAGAAGAGCCGGAGACUUUAGAUUCACCGCUGUUGGAUGAGAAUGGCAGGGAGCUGCAAGAAGAGUCACAGCUGAGUAAGAGUCUGUCUCAUCAGCAUUUUCUGGCAUUGCACGAGAACUACGACGAGUUCAAGGCCAGUCGGGAAGCGAAACUGGAAGAAUGGUUGGGAGGAGAAGGUCGUGAGGAUCGAAGAGGAGGGAAAAAUUUGGACAGAUGAGCUUUAGUUCAGCAGCACUUGGUUCCAUGACCACCACUUUUUUCUUCUUUGUAUUGUUGGUUUUCUUAUGAGAUGAAAUCUUUGUAUGAGAGAGAGAGAGAGGGAGAGAGCUAUACAUGUAUUCUGCUCGCUAAAUAAUUAUGUGAAUCUCUUUAUUAUGAUGA